Molecule: messenger RNA, 480 nt
Organism: Rhinocladiella mackenziei CBS 650.93
Lineage: Eukaryota; Fungi; Ascomycota; Eurotiomycetes; Chaetothyriales; Herpotrichiellaceae
Product: deoxyuridine 5'-triphosphate nucleotidohydrolase
Exons: 1
Coding region: 1-480 (159 amino acids)
Biological process (GO): dUMP biosynthetic process; dUTP catabolic process
Molecular function (GO): dUTP diphosphatase activity; magnesium ion binding
Source: RefSeq, a predicted model, not a curated record
AUGGCACCCAUCGCAGACCCGAACGGCCCUGCCGUUCCCCAACUCACCUCAGCAUCUCAACCACCGCUACUGAUUAAGAAGCUGUCACCUGACGCCACCACUCCGACUCGAGGAUCCGCCUUUGCUGCGGGAUACGACUUGUACGCGUCGAAGUCCAUCACAAUUCCCUCCCGGGGCAAGGCUCUCGUCUCAACGGACCUAUCAAUCGCGACACCAGAAGGAACAUACGGCCGCGUGGCACCACGGUCAGGACUGGCGUCGAAACACUUCAUCGACACAGGCGCCGGGGUGAUUGACGCAGAUUACCGUGGAGAAGUCAAGGUUCUACUCUUCAACCACGGCAACGUCGAUUUCGAGGUCAACAAGGGCGACCGUAUUGCUCAGCUGGUUCUGGAGCGCAUAUACACCCCUGACAUUGUGGAAGUGGAGGCCUUGGAAGAGAGUGUGAGAGGGGCUGGUGGGUUUGGGAGCACCGGCUGA